Messenger RNA from Sapajus apella (tufted capuchin), 1705 nucleotides. RefSeq names its product serpin family B member 6 (gene SERPINB6). The record is from RefSeq and is a predicted model, not a curated record. Gene Ontology annotation, molecular function: serine-type endopeptidase inhibitor activity. Gene Ontology annotation, biological process: negative regulation of endopeptidase activity. The coding region runs from base 394 to 1566 and encodes 390 amino acids. Lineage: Eukaryota; Metazoa; Chordata; Mammalia; Primates; Cebidae. Gene Ontology annotation, cellular component: cytoplasm. The transcript has 7 exons.
GCCCGCCGCUCCGCUCCCCGACUGGAGUAAGUGUCUGGGUGGGCACGCUGGGUUGGAUUUGCCGCUCCCACGUCAGGAAAGCUGGGGAGGGGGAGCAAGGGGCGCGCGGGGCCUGGAACGCGCGUGGGUCGACGGCGCGGGGGGACGCGGGUGCCCCGAAAGUGGGGCGUGGCCGCGCGGUGCUGUGACCCCAGCAGUCCCGGGGGGCGGGGGCCUGGGCGAGCGCCGGGCUAGGAUUCCCUUCCGGAGUUCCGCAGCGGCAGAGGACGGCGACGCGGUCCGGUGAGUCGUACGUGGCGUCCAGCUCGGCAGGUGACGCCGCUGACCCCGUACCCCCGGACCCCGGGCGCCCAGGGCCAGCGCCCACUGAGGCCUCAAGGCGGCCGGCGUGGGAUGGGGGCGGCGCAGAGCCUCCCGGGCCACAGGUCUGCCGUCAUGGAUCUUCUCGCAGAAGCAAAUGGCACCUUUGCCUUAAACCUUUUGAAAACGCUGGGUGAAGGCAACUCGAAGAAUGUGUUUUUCUCACCCAUGAGCAUGGCCUCUGCCCUGGCCAUGGUCUACAUGGGGGCACAGGGAAACACUGCCGUGCAGAUGGCCCAGGUACUUUCUUUAAAUAAAAGUGGUGGUGGCGGAGACGUCCACCAGGGCUUCCAGUCCCUUCUCACCGAAGUGAACAAGCCUGGCACCCAGUACCUGCUUAGGACGGCCAACAGGCUCUUUGGGGAAAAGUCCUGUGACUUCCUCUCAUCUUUUAGGGAUUCCUGCCAAAAAUUCUACCAAGCGGAGAUGGAGGAGCUUGACUUUAUCAGCGCCGCAGAGAAUUCCAGAAAACAUAUAAACACCUGGGUAGCUGAAAAGACAGAAGGUAAAAUUGCCGAGCUGCUCUCCCCGGGCACAGUGGAUUCACUGACAAAGCUGGUUCUGGUGAAUGCCAUCUACUUCAAAGGAAACUGGGAUAAACAAUUCCCCAAGGAGGACACCGAGGAGAGACCGUUUAAAGUCAGCAAGAAGGAAAAGAAACCUGUACAAAUGAUGUUUAAGAAAUCUACUUUUAAGAAGACCUAUAUAGGAGAAAUCUUUACCCAGAUCCUGGUGCUUCCCUAUGUCGGCCAGGAGCUGAAUAUGAUCAUCAUGCUUCCUGACGAGACCACCGACUUGAGAACGGUGGAGAAAGAAAUCACUUACGAGAAGUUCAUAGAAUGGACGAGGCUGGACAUGAUGGAUGAAGAGGAGGUGGAAGUGUUUCUCCCACGGUUUAAACUGGAGGAAAGCUACGACAUGGAGCGCGUCCUGCGCAACCUGGGCAUGACCGACGCCUUCGAGGUGGGCAAGGCAGACUUCUCCGGAAUGUCCAAGGCAGACCUGUUUCUGUCCAAGGUUGUGCACAAAUCCUUUGUGGAGGUCAACGAGGAAGGCACCGAGGCUGCGGCUGCCACAGCUGCCAUCGUGAUGCUGCGGUGCGCCAGAUUCACCCCCCGCUUCUGUGCCGACCACCCAUUCCUUUUCUUCAUCCAGCACAGCAAGACCAACGGGAUUCUCUUCUGCGGCCGCUUUUCCUCCCCGUGAGGACAGGGCGGUCUUUGUGCGCAGCCCCUCUCCUCUCUGUCCUCUGUCACUCCACAGUGUGCCUGCAACCCAAGUGGCCUUAUCUGUGCAGCGGGGGCAGUUCAGAAAUAAAGGGAACAAUUGUGGGAUGGCACAUUCA